Molecule: messenger RNA, 1947 nt
Organism: Cataglyphis hispanica
Lineage: Eukaryota; Metazoa; Arthropoda; Insecta; Hymenoptera; Formicidae
Product: cytochrome P450 6A1-like
Exons: 6
Coding region: 353-1864 (503 amino acids)
Molecular function (GO): monooxygenase activity; heme binding; oxidoreductase activity, acting on paired donors, with incorporation or reduction of molecular oxygen
Source: RefSeq, a predicted model, not a curated record
UAUGAAAAAAAUUUUUCUUAUUUAUUUUUGUAUAUAUUAUUUAUUUUUUGACAAAAAGAUAAAACAAAAAAAGUGGAUUCUGCAUCGUAUUUGAGGUUUAAAUACUUUUUCCCAAUUUGUUUAAUUGUAAAUCUUUGUAUCUUUUCUGAUAUAAAAUACUGAAAAAUGAUAUAAUGUUUAAACUACACAAAGAAUAAUAUAUUUUUGUAGUUCAAAUAAAUAAAAUUGAUCGAUUUUCUCAACACGUCUUACAUAAUCAUCAAAAUUUUAUCGUUAUCAGCUAUAAAAAUAACUAAAAACUUUCAUCGCUGGAAUUAUCAUAUUGCAUAUUAUUCAUUAAAAAUCAAAAAUAAUGGGGAACUUUGAAAUUCUUUGUGGAUUCGGUAUCUUCAGUUUCUUGCUUUAUUGCUAUCUUACCGCGACUUUCAAUUUUUGGAAGAAACGCGGUAUACCCGGUCCUAAACCUGUAUUAUUAAUGUUCAAUGUGAUGAAGGACUUUAUAUUCAAAAACUUGUUUGUGGGAAAGUUUUUAAAGGAUAUAUACGACGCAUAUGAGAAUACGCCGUUUAUAGGAUUUUUCUAUUUGCAAGAACCAAUCUUAAUGAUAAAAGAUCCAAAAUUUAUAAAAGAUGUUCUUAUCAAAGAUUCUUCGAUAUUCUACAAUCGAGAUUUAAAUUCUUGCCCAAAAGCGGAGUCAUCACAUCAUUUUCUGUUUUACGCAUCUGGAUUAAAGGCGCAACUCUUGAAGACGAAACUAUCCUUGGCUUUUACACCAAACAAAUACAAGAUUAUGUUUUGCUCGAUACUAGAAUCUUUAGAACGUUUUGACGAUUAUCUCGAAGAAUUGUUAUCGAAAGACGAUUGCGUAAAUUGCAACAACCUGAUAAAUAAAUUAACUGCUGACAUGUUUGGCAGGGGCUUCAUAGGGAUUGAUUUGAAUACUUUAACAAAGGAAACUAACAAAGGAAAUACAUUUUUAAAAUAUACUAAAGACGCAAUGCGCACAAGUUGGAAAAGUCUAAUUAAGACUUUAUUAACAAACACAGUACCACAAGUGUACAAUUUAUUUGGUUACUACAUGUUCGAUAAUGCUAAGAUGACAGAGUUUUUCACCGAUUUAGCAAUCAAUAUUAUGGAGCAACGAAAAAAACAUGCAACUUCCAAACAUGAUGUUGUACGCUUGCUCAUGGAAAUAAAGGAAAAUCCUGGAAAGUUGGCUGAAAUAACGGAUAUAACGGAUGAGUUUCUAGCCGCACAAUUGAUUGGACUUUUUGUUGCCGGUUACGAGACAUCUAGUACAACAAUACUGAAUACGCUGUAUGAAUUAGCUUUAAAUCAAAAUAUUCAAGAUAAACUCCGAGAAGAGAUACAAAACAAUUAUAAUAAAAAUCAAAAACCAGAAUGUGAGGAUAUAAACAACCUGUCCUAUUUAGAUGCAGUUUUUAAAGAAACAUUACGAAAAUAUCCAGUGAUAAAUAUAGGAAGAAAAUCAUUAUCAAGUUACACUUUUAAAGACACUAAACUAACCAUACCAAAAGAUCAAAAUAUUAUUAUACCAGUCUAUGCAAUUCAUCAUGAUCCAAAAAUAUAUCCGAAUCCAGAAGUGUAUGAUCCAGAGAGAUUCACAAAGGAAGCUAUACAAUCCAGAGAUCCAAUGCAUUAUAUAUCUUUUGGAUAUGGAUCAAGAUAUUGUAUUGGUGAGCGAAUAGGUAUUCUUCAAACCAAAUUAGCACUCAUCAGUAUUUUGCAAAAAUAUAAAAUAGAUGUUUGCCAGAAGACAAUAACAUCAUAUAUAUUUCCAACUUCUCCUUUUAUAUCAAUUUCAAUCAAUCCAAUAAUCCUUAAAAUAACAAAAAUCUAUUAACUUUGAUAUAUUUGCAUAUCAUAAAAUAUAAAAUUUGUUGUUAAGUUUAAAAUUUACACAAAAUAAUUAAAAGAAUAAAUAUA